UUUGUUUACACACAGGGAGAGCCCAGCUGAUGCCUGGUGGCAGUCAGGAUUCCUGUGCUGGGGCUUCCAAUUAGAUCUUUAUUGCUUGCAAACUCCACCUACUAUAAAUAAGAAGAAGAUCUUUACUGGGUGGGUACUGCUGCUCGUCUCUCCGCGGGGGCAGCGCCAGGGUAUCACCAAGCACUGUACAGUGUGUUUAUCUGCCGUAAGGAGCAACUACUUUAGAGUAGCAGAUGUUAUUGGAGUUCUGAGUUUUUCUUCCACUAAAUCAUGGUGUGUGGAGAUUUAGUUCCAAACUCCAGAUAGCACGUCACCAAGAUAAUGGAGGAGAAAGUCACAUUUUCUAAUCUCCAGCCAGAUGCUUCAGAUCCAGCAAUGGCAAAGAGCAGAGCAGCGGUGAUUGCUCGAAUGGAAGAGAUUCGCCAGCAGUACAAUCAACUUGCACAGUAUCUGGCAGCACAGUCUCAACAAACACAUCACAUACAAGAUGUUGCUAGUCAAGAUCAGAACGAUGCAGAAGAAGCAACCAUGGAUGCACUCAAGAGGGAAGUGAAAAAUCUUUCCAAUCAACUUCAUAUACUGACAGCAGAGAAAGCUACGUUAGAGAGAACUUUAGAAGAGCACAAAAAUGACAGUACUAAGAGCAUUGCCAAGAUGAAUCAAGAGCUUAAAGGUUGGAAGGAUGACACUGAUGUCCUGAAGGAUAUUUUGAAGAGGCUCAAUGAGCAACUGAACCGAUAUCACAUAAAACAUGGGCCACUUCGAGGAGAAGAAGAAACGAGGCGUAUCACAAAAGAUAUCAGUCGUCAAAGUAUCUAUAAGUUGAAGGCGCUUCUCAUAGCUUAUGACGAGCUUCUUUUUGAACGGGAUUCAACAAUUAAGUCCAGCACUGAGAAACUCGAGAAAAUGAUGUUGCGUGUUAAUGAUGUUGUCUGUGAAAAUGAAAAGCUUCACAAUCGUUUAGAGAAGCUACAGUCAGAGGUACCACUUGGAUCUGAGGAAGCUGAAAUGGUUGCUGCUGAUGCCAGGCUCUUAUUAGAGGAGAGGGAAAUUUUGCUUCAAGAAAUACAGGUCCUUCGUCAGCAGAGGCAGCAGGAAGUGGCAGACUCGAAACAAGAAGUAAUGAGGCUGCAAGAUAAGUUAGAGGAAUAUGAGGUUAAGAACCAUACCUUGUCAUCUGAUCUGGAUACAUGGAAGGUAGAGAGUGCUCAGUUGGAGAAGCAAUGUCGGGCUCUUCGCGCUGAACUACGUGGCACUGUGUCAAAGCAAGAGCACCAGUUCGCUGUUGAUGAAUGUCAAAGGUUAUUUGAAGAACUGCGUGCUGCUUACGAUCAAAGAUCAGUGAACUUGAAGGGAAAAAUGCAAGCUGCAAAGCAUGAAAAAAAACAUUUGGCAGAAAAACUGACAGAUACUUCCACUCAUGUCCACAGUCUGAGUGUUCAGGUGUCUGGGCUCAAAGGCUCAUUACGGAAGACCGAGUGCAGGGUUCAGCGGCGGGAACGAUCCCUGAAGGCAAUGCACACAGCAGUUCGCUUGGCUCAGUCUCGACUAAAGUCCCUCACAGCAGUCUGCAGUGAACUUCUUGAAGAUCGAGAAAAGCUCCUGGAUGCAUUAGUAGCUCAACGAAAAGAGACAGAGGAGCUUUCACGAGAAGUCACUUUGCGUAGUGCAACUGUUGGGGUACUGUCACAGAAACUCAAGGAGGAACGAUUGACUUGGAGUGGACGUUUUGCUGAGAGUGAAGGUGCCUUAAAGGCAGCAAAGUCAGCUUGGAAGCGUUCAAAUAGGGAAGUCUCACAUUUACGCAGUUUAAUUGCUUCCAAAGAUGAUACAAUUGCUUCCCUCGUUGCUGAAUACAAACUUCUGGGAUUGGAUUAUGGUGAUGCCAAGUACCACAAUCUUCGUCAACACUUGCCAAAGCAUCACAAAGUUCCAGGAGGUGCAGGAUAACUAUAGAAAUGUUAAGGACAAAGUGAAUAUGUUUUGACAUCACAUACCUAUAUUUUACACAACUUUUCCCACUUCAUUCUCUGGAGCAAGCAGUAAACUAUGCAGGAUGUAACUGUGUAAUUAUCUUAAUGUUUCAUGCCUGGAAUAUCACUAAGUAGAAGCAUGUUUAGUACUGUACAAGGAGAUGCUUGUCUACAUUUCUUUCUCAUGACCAGAGCUAAACACUGGUCUAUUAAAACCUUAGGAAGAUGUACCAGAACUCAGAGACAGACCCUUUCUUACUGGGAGCCAGGACCAGAAUUUGGCUCUUUGCGAGAUGAGGGGAGCUUUGGGUCUGGAGAUCAAUCCAAACCAAGAGAAAAAACACCAGAAAACAUGAGCACAACAAAACAAGCAACUGCUUGAAUUUUAGGUAUCCCAUGGUAAUGAGGAGCUUGUUACUUGGGGUAAAUACCCCUAACUGUUGUUUUCCGACCGUUCCCUGCGGUCGCUUGUUCCUCGAUAGUAUUCUUGGUGACUCGGAUACUUUUGAUAUCGUUCACCAUAUGCGUUUCUAUUCUCGUAUUGGCAUCCUUGGUGAUAUUUAGCGCCCUCUGAUUAUCCCGCACAUUUGAUGGUGCUACAUAGCCUUCCCGGUUUGGUGCCUUCUUUUGAUAAUUACUUACUUACCCCUAACUGUGAAGUGAUUGACUGCCACUAGGGUGGCAACCCAGAUCACUUUGAGCUCCAAACAGUAGACAAAUCCUCAUUCUAGGCUCCAAAUACACAUUCUACCAGCCAAUGAGGUAGGUAAAUGUGUUUGCCUGUUGAAAUAAUAAUUUGUGUUCCUCUUUGAUUUCAUAACAUGAAAAAAGGAUUUGAUUUUUUUAUUUAUUCUUGCACAUACUAUACUGUAUGGGGAAAGGGACCAUUUCCUCCAUUAAAGGUAGUUAAGAUACAUCCUAACAUAGCUUUAGAUUUUGAAGAGCAAUUCUAAUCAAAACCUAAUACUGUAAUAGAUUUUUAGAAUUGCUAUUUUAUUAUCAUAACCAAAGUGAUCGUACAAAGGCACUAUAUCUAGUCGUUAGGUGACAAAAUCAAACGUUUACAGUACCAUUUCUGUGUUCUGUCCAGUGACUCAUAUUUUAUGAGCAUUUGAACUGUAUGCCUUAUUAAUGUAACUACUAAUGUAGUGUAUGGAAGGAUGUAUAUGACAUUUCAGGACUGCAAUAAAUUGCCAGGCUGUAUAUAAUUUUAUAUAUGCUAGUAAUAAUUAUAUAUUAUAAUUUUAAGGGUUAAGAUUGUUUUCUAAAUCUUAGUGUGGUUUAAAUAAAAUACAGUUAGGAAUUAUUUUGUGCUCUUUUUAUGAACAAUGUGUCAACAUUUAUCACUAAUUCAUAUGUUGUUUAUACUGUAAUUUUGAUUAAAAUGCAAAACACAGUGUUUCAGUAAUGUGCUAUUUAACAUGCAGAAAAUAAGUCACAAUAGUGUGGUUGAAAACUAAUACCCGGUUUAGACAUACAAAAACAGUGUCAAUAUUUUGGUCCAUCCUGUAUAAUGUUACUCAUUAUUGUGAUGUUCUGUAUAUUCAGGCUUAAAUUUUUUUUUUUUGAUUUUGUGUUUGUUCCCCUCCAUCCCGCACACAUAUACUGUAUGACAUCCAUACUUUUGAACUUAGACAAUUUUAGCCCAAUUUGUUUCUUAUAUGUGUAUCUGAGAUGUAUUUUCCUGUUGUUCCCAAAGGUAUAGUAUCCUCUGCAUUCACAGGAUCAUGAUGCAUGUAGAGAGGAACACAAGGGGCAUAAAUUGUUACAAGGGCACAUAUGUAUGUGCAUUAGAUCAUGCAGCAGCAUUGUUGGCGAACCAAAUAAAAACACUGGUAAUCACUGGGAAUAAACUAUCCAGAAAGAAAAACAGAUAUUGCUAGGGAUUGUUCUAAUGCUAAGUACAAGUAGGUACCAGUAAUGACCAGCAAAGCAAAAGAAAAAAAGCAGCCCUGCUCCUGUGCCAGGUAAGUCCACUACGGGCACACCAUGACUUGUGCUACUUUGGAACUUUUGUUCCGAGUAGCUGAAUCUAAAAUGACAACAAGCACAGCCCAGAGUACCCCUAAUUAGCAAGCAAACCACCUGUUAAGUACUCUAACCCCCACCAGGUGGCAGCACAACUGCAAGUCGGGCCUAGGUCCCACCUAGGCCCCAGCUCAAAAUCUGAUAUUUUGUUUGCUGAUUAGGGUGAUUUUGGCUUCCUUUGAUGGUCAGGAACAUUGUCACUGCAACUUGUUUGUGCUUGUUUGUGCUUGAACAAUGAAAUUGAAUUGAAAUUGAAAUAUGUAUAUUGAGGUAUAAAUACACACAAAGGGAUGAGGUAGCUCAAGCUAUUCUCACCCCAUUCAGUACAAAACAUUCAUAUAUAUAUACAGUAUAUGAUUAACACACACACACACACACAUCACAAACAAUCAACACAUUACUGAACAUUAUGGUUGCUUAAGAACAGACCCUCAUGAAGAUCUGUUAUUCUUACUGGAAUGUUUAUUUCACAAUGACUCUCAGGAACUUUGUAGUCUGGCAAAGAUUUUCAAUGAUCUGAUUUACAAACAUGUACUGCUGUAGUGCCAAUGCCAUAGGAAUUCCUGUUCUGAAGAAAUCCCUCGGAGGAUUAUUAUACCUUUGAGAGUUAAUUUACACAUUUUCUGAUAAUGGAGCUUUUUACAAGCUCCAAAAAUUAUAAUUUAGCAAUGUGGAAUGAGUAAGACAACUUUAAAUAAACUGAAUUCUUGUUGACAUAUUUAUGAGGGGUAUAAAUGAAUCUUUCUAUUUGUAUGACUUAAUAUUAAAACAAUAUAAGAGAGGCUGCUGCUCAGUCUGUAUUGAACUGUAGCUGAAACUUGGCCAGUAUUUUAUUUUUAUAUUUAAUACAGUAGAGUAAGAAGAAUUUAUGGAUAAAAGUGCAGUUUGUGUGGUUUGAUAGUGCUUCUGAAUACAUUCAAUAAAAUCAAACAUGUUAUGCUUUUGUUAUAGCAUGACACAUACAGAAAAUAAGCUGAACAAAAGUUUAAAGUGAAUUAAAGAGAUAGAUUAGAAUAUUAACACCUGGGGCAGUGUUUCAUCCUCUGGUUAGCUGUAAUUGGUGAAUAAUGCACUUGUUGAAGAAUGCAUUUUUUACGUCAAUUUUUGCUUAUUUUUUUUUUUUCAUUAGAAAGGAUUUCUUUUUAUAAGGCUGCCAUUCUUUGAUGGAUGCAUCCUUGAAAAUCUGGACCUCCACAAUACUAAGUCCUCCAAAUAAAGGAUUGAAUCUUCCCAACAGAUUUUCAUCUUAGGAAUUUAGAUUCUUUGAAAAAAUUGGAACCUGGAGAGGGUUGCUGUAAAAUUCAGGAUCAUCAGUUCAUGAUGUGUAAACAAAUUGCCAUUAAAUAAUACUUCUUUCUUUUUUAUUUUUGCCAAUCUAGAUUUGUAAGUACAGUAUUUAUAAGUACAGUAUAAUAAUAAUAAUGCUUAUUUGCAAGUAUUAUUUAAAGUAAGGAAAUUACUAGUAUGUAUUAAAAAUGUUUGACUAAAUUUGUAGUAUACUAUAAAUUGUACAAACACA
Messenger RNA from Procambarus clarkii (red swamp crayfish), 5520 nucleotides. RefSeq names its product centrosomal protein of 89 kDa. Gene Ontology annotation, biological process: mitochondrion organization; cilium assembly; chemical synaptic transmission. NCBI's taxonomy places the organism in Eukaryota, Metazoa, Arthropoda, Malacostraca, Decapoda, Cambaridae. The record is from RefSeq and is a predicted model, not a curated record. Gene Ontology annotation, cellular component: ciliary transition fiber; centriole.